AUGGGAGGAGGUCUAACCGGUGCCCUUGGAGUCGCGGCACUCCUAACCUGCGCACUCGCAGCCUCUGCAAUUUCACUCCACGAACACGAUACCCCAUGGGACCCGAAAAUAGUCCAAGUAACAGACGGUCACAGCCACAGAAAAUUCGGUGUAGAUGGUGUAUUGGGCACAGAGAAAGAGUUCAGAAUGUUCAUGGAGAAGUACGGGAAAGAGUACAGUAGCAGAGAGGAGUACGUGCACCGCCUAGGGAUAUUCGCGAAGAACAUGGUGAGGGCGGCGGAGCACCAGGCGCUUGACCCAACGGCGUUACACGGCGUCACGCCCUUCUCCGAUCUCUCCGAGGAGGAGUUCGAGAGGAUGUUCACGGGAGUGGUGGGUGGGCCUCACAUGAAGGGAGGAGUUGCGGAGACUGCAGCGGCCUUGGAGGUGGAUGGGUUGCCGGAGAGUUUUGACUGGAGGGAGAAAGGAGCUGUCACUGAGGUGAAGAUGCAGGGCACAUGUGGAUCAUGCUGGGCUUUUAGCACCACAGGAGCAGUGGAAGGAGCCCAUUUCAUUUCAACAAAGAAACUUCUCACUCUAAGUGAGCAACAACUUGUAGACUGUGAUCACAUGUGCGAUAUAAGGGACAAGGCCGCAUGUGACAGUGGUUGCGAGGGAGGCCUUAUGACAAAUGCUUACAAGUAUUUGAUUGAGGCAGGAGGGUUGGAGGAGGAAAGUUCAUAUCCUUACACCGGCAAGCAUGGCGAAUGCAAGUUUAAACCAGACAGAGUAGCAGUUAGAGUUGUGAAUUUCACCGAAGUCCCCAUCGAUGAGAACCAGAUCGCCGCCAAUUUAGUCUGCCAUGGUCCCCUUGCAGUUGGUUUGAAUGCAAUCUUCAUGCAAACUUACAUCGGUGGAGUGUCGUGUCCUCUCAUAUGCCCCAAGAGAUGGAUAAACCAUGGCGUUUUGCUGGUGGGGUAUGGUGCAAAGGGGUACUCCAUCCUGAGGUUUGGCUACAUGCCCUACUGGAUCAUUAAGAAUUCAUGGGGCAAGAGAUGGGGAGAACACGGCUAUUACCGGCUUUGCAGGGGCCAUGGCAUGUGUGGGAUGAACACUAUGGUCUCUGCAGUGGUGACUCAAACCUCCUAAAACUUUCUAUUUUACCAUGCUACUUCUGUUUGUGAUAUAUAUAUACAUGGAUGGAAAUGAGUAAACCAGGCCAUGGUUGUUCCGCUUGUGAAAUAUUGGCUAGAAAUGAAUAAUA
Messenger RNA from Vitis riparia (riverbank grape), 1243 nucleotides. RefSeq names its product probable cysteine protease RD19D. Gene Ontology annotation, cellular component: lysosome. Gene Ontology annotation, molecular function: cysteine-type endopeptidase activity. Bases 1 to 1128 code for a protein of 375 amino acids. Lineage: Eukaryota; Viridiplantae; Streptophyta; Magnoliopsida; Vitales; Vitaceae. The record is from RefSeq and is a predicted model, not a curated record. The transcript has 4 exons.